AUGGCCGCCCAGCGCCUCGAGUGCCCCGUUUGCCUGGAGGCGACGGACGGGCCGCAGCACCAGUGCCGGGAGGGCCACGUCUUCUGCGCCUCCUGCGACUCCAACCUGCGAGCCCCGCGCCGCUGCCCCGAGUGCCGCAUGGCUCUCGGACCACUGGGCCAGGCAAUUCGAUGCCGAAGCCACGAGGAGCGGAUCGCGGCGCUGCCGGCGGCGUGUUCGCACUGCGGGCUGGCGACGACGCGCGGCGAUGUCGCCGCCCACGAGCAAGGCUGCCCGCAGCGGCCGCGCGCGUGUGCCGCGGCGGAGGCUGGCUGCGCGUGGUCGGGGCUGCUGGCAGACAAGGCGGCGCACGAGGCGACGUGCCCCUUCGCGGUGUGCCAGCGCAUGAUGGCGCCGCUGGUGGCGGAACUGCGGGCGGAGAACGAGCGGACCGAGGUGGCGGAACUGCGGGCGGAGAAUGAGCGGCUGCGGUCGCGCGUGGCGGCGCUCGAGGCUGGCGAGGGCGGCGAGGAGGGAGGGCGGUGGGUGCGGCAGCGCGUGGGCGCCGCGCCCGAUGGCGCGCCGCCGAGCAAUGCGGCGGUACAGGCGAUGGACGUGGCGGCGGCGACGGCGGUGCUGCGGGCGCAUGUGUCGGUCAGCCGCGUUGCUGCUGCGGCGUGCAUGCGUUUGGCUAAUCUGUGCAUGGAGGAUCAGAACGAGCAACUUGCGGCGGAGGCGGGCGCGAUCGACGCGAUUGUGGCGGCGAUGCAGGCUCACCCGCAGGUGGCGGGCUUGCAGAAGCAAGGCUGCUGCGCGUUGGCCAACGUGUGCUCCGGCGACGACGCCGCGGCGCUCGCACGUAAGCAGCGCGUGGCAGACGCGGGCGCGAUCGAGGCGAUCGUGGCGGCGCUGCAGGCUCACCCGCAGGAGGCGGGCGUGCAAGAGCAAGGCUGCCGGGCGCUGCGCAACGUGUGCUCCGGCACCGACGCCGCAGGGCUCGCACGCAGGCAGCGCGCAGCAGCCGCGGGCGCGAUCGAGGCGGCUGCGGCGGCGAUGCAGGCUCACCCACAGGUGGCGGGCGUGCAGGGGCAAGGACAGCGCUUGCGCGAUCUGCUUGCCUGA
Molecule: messenger RNA, 1101 nt
Organism: Emiliania huxleyi CCMP1516
Lineage: Eukaryota; Haptophyta; Isochrysidales; Noelaerhabdaceae
Exons: 2
Coding region: 1-1101 (366 amino acids)
Molecular function (GO): protein binding
Source: RefSeq, a predicted model, not a curated record